Messenger RNA from Silurus meridionalis, 5240 nucleotides. RefSeq names its product MAPK interacting serine/threonine kinase 2b (gene mknk2b). Bases 273 to 1706 code for a protein of 477 amino acids. The transcript has 14 exons. NCBI's taxonomy places the organism in Eukaryota, Metazoa, Chordata, Actinopteri, Siluriformes, Siluridae. Gene Ontology annotation, biological process: protein autophosphorylation; intracellular signal transduction; peptidyl-serine phosphorylation. Gene Ontology annotation, molecular function: calcium-dependent protein serine/threonine kinase activity; ATP binding; calmodulin binding. Gene Ontology annotation, cellular component: cytoplasm; nucleus. The record is from RefSeq and is a predicted model, not a curated record.
GAAGUUAUAUAAGCACCAUCGCGCAGUUCUCCGUAUCUUCCACACAGUAGACCAGUGUCGGGUCCAGGACCACACGGACAACCGAGGGGUCGCACAACGGCAACCAGACUGGAGCUUUAAUUUCAGAUCAACGGGGUUUCCCGUUUAAAGCACCGCAGUCACCAGACAUCGGGCUAGCGAAGUGAGACCAGUCACUCCAGCUAAGCAAAACCGUUGUUGCCGGGAGCCACUGAUCCAAUCAGGGAAUAAAAAUCAGCGAACCAGAAAGCAAAAUGGUGCAGAACAAGAUGACCGCCGUAACCGGAUUUCAUCGCUCUUUCAAGGGCCAAAAUCCAUUCGAAACGGAUGAAUUCUCCAAAACCGGAUCCCACCUUCAUGAUCCUGCCUUCAAUUUCGAUUGCUCCACUCGCCCCGGUAUGCCAUCCAGCCAGCCGAUCGACAUCCCCGAUGCCAAGAAGCGGAACAAGAAGAAAAAGAGGUGCAGAGCCACAGACAGCUUCUCAGGGCGGUUUGAGGAUGUCUAUAAGCUGCAGGAUGAAGUGUUAGGAGAGGGAGCGUAUGCAAAAGUGCAGACCUGCAUCAGCCAAAUCACGCAGAAGGAAUACGCUGUAAAGAUCAUAGAGAAGAGACCAGGACAUAGUCGAAGUCGUGUGUUCAGGGAGGUAGAGAUGCUGUACCAGUGCCAGGGCCACAGAAAUAUCCUGGAGCUCGUGGAGUUCUUCGAGGAGGAGGAUAAGUUUUACCUGGUGUUCGAGAAGCUGAGAGGAGGUUCUGUGUUGACCCACAUUCACAAACGGAGACACUUCAGCGAACAGGAAGCGAGCAUCGUGGUGCAGGACAUCGCAAGCGCUCUGGACUAUCUGCACAACAAAGGCAUGGCCCACAGAGACCUCAAGCCUGAAAACAUCUUGUGUGAACAUGAAGACAGGAUUUCACCGGUGAAGAUUUGUGAUUUCGACCUGGGCAGUGGAAUCAAGCUGAACAGUGAUAGCUCUCCUAUCUCCACUCCAGAGCUCCUCACACCGUGCGGUUCUGCCGAAUACAUGGCGCCCGAAGUGGUGGAGGCGUUCAACGAGGAGGCCACCAUAUACGAUAAACGCUGUGACCUGUGGAGCCUGGGCGUCAUCCUGUACAUCAUGCUGAGUGGCUAUCCUCCCUUUGUGGGCCGCUGUGGAAGCGACUGUGGCUGGGAGAACGGGGAGCCGUGUCACGCCUGCCAAAACACACUGUUCGAGAGUAUCCAGGAGGGCAAAUACGAAUUCCCAGAGAAAGAAUGGGCUCAUAUCUCCUGGAGUGCCAAAGACCUCAUCUCCAAACUGUUGGUCCGGGACGCAAAGAACCGGCUCAGCGCCGCUCAGGUUCUCCAGCACCCGUGGGUACAAGGGGGUGCUCCUCAUACAAUCCCAACCUCCAUCCUGCUCCAGAGCAGAAACAGCAGCGCCAAAGACCUGACGUUCUACGCCGGACAGGCGAUGGCUGUGAACCGGCAGCUGGCGGAGCAGGAUGACCUGGAAGCACAGUGGCAGGAAGAGGCGUCUCCUCAGGUGGUGACGGCCGGCGCGUCCUCCAUGCGGCUCUCCCCACCAUCCAACUCCAAACUGGCCAAACGGAGGCAGAGGAGCAGCGCCAUGAAGGGGGCGCCGGUGUCUGCCGCCGAGCUCAGCCAGCUCCUUGCUCCGCUUGUCCUCAUCGGAGACUGCGCCUGAGAGACAGAGGAACGUCUCGAAUUCUCUCAUCCUGCUGGACAGUGGGCGAGGGGAAAAAAAAGUGUUGAUUUUUUUUUGUGAAGUCUCUGCCACCCCCUGAGUUCAGGUGUCCCUCUGCGUAUCCGUGCCUCUCCCUCAUUGAAGGAGUACCUCAUCAAAGUCGCUUUCGUGUGAAGUAUUCGCCGUAUGCAAAAUGAGGACAUCUUGAGGCCCGUCUCGAACCUGGUUGCGGCGUCGCUCGCUCCUGUAUUCAUCCUCAGGCUCUUCCAGCACUUCUGUCAGGACCCAGCGGCAGGGUUCGAGGCCGAUACGCAGACGGAUACGCUAAACACAUUUUUUUGAUUUGAAAGGCAGAAGAUUUUGAAGCCAGCCGCUCAAGACACCAAAGGACUACGACACCCACAGAAUCCCUUCCCCUUUCCUCAGCUGCUUCCUCUUUUACAACUGGAUCCACUGUGAAUUAUUAUUAUUAUUAUUAUUAUUAUUAUUAUAUAAUUUUCUUUCUCCAACCGAGAAAGGAACGUUUUGCCGGGAACGCGGCCAGACAUCCCCCAUCAUCCGUACUCAAGAUUCCCACGCUUUAUGCAAUUUCCUAACGACUUCAUCACCUGUCAGAAUACUGGGAGAUUUUUUUUUUUUCCUGUGUUGCCAGUGCCUCGCUUUACCUCCCCUCAUUUUCAAAGCCAAUGAAUUCCUGUCAUCAGCAGACGAAAUCUAAUCACGAUUGGCCUCUUCUACCAAAUUAAUGAAGCACUUGAUAUAUUUCGGGGAGGAUGUUAAAAUGAAAUUGUUUCCCAAUUGGUGCCAGAGUUCUUAAAUAUUCGGACACAUUUUUUCCCCAAAAAAACAAUUGUACUUCAAAGACGCCGCAUCCUAUCAUUUAGGAGGCUUUUAUCUCGCCCAAAUUUAGUUACAGCCGUUACAUUUUUCAGACUCGACGUCUGACGCAUAAACGGCACGCCAGAAAUCGUAAAAAAGAAAAAUCCAAACCGGCUAUUCGAGGUCACAAACGUGACGUUCGGAGCGACGUGUUUGGGCGUAGGGCGACAAGAUCAGCAAAAAGGGGUUAGCCGUUAACGUGCACACCGGGAGGGACGGGAAUGUCACAGAUCAUGUGGUUAUACAAGCACACGUCUGUUUACGUGACUCAUCAACUCUAGUUGGUCAUGGAAUAAGGCUUUGAAAUAAAAAAAAAUUAAUAAAAAAUUUAAACCCGUUCCCUUCAGUUCGGUACAGAUGGUACGGUGAUUUAUAAACCCGCUGCCUCGUACGCACUGUCAAAUACCUUUCAACAGGGGAGAUUAAUUUUUUUUGUCAUAAAGGUAAAAAUUAAGAAAAAAAAAAAAUCAAAAAAUGGAAAAGCAUUCCAGGAAAAAAAAAUUUAUGAGUCGGGAAAAGAAAACCGCACAAAAAAAGUCUUCCAAGGCAAUGUAGCUGUAUGAAUAAGUGGAAAAAAUUUUUUUUCUUUCGUUCUUUUUUUUUUACGUUUACUUUUGUUUGUACCUCCAUUUGAAUACUGAAACUGUGCCACACUGUGCUGAUGUUUUAUGCUUUUUAUUAUUGUUAUUAAUAUUAUUAUUACUGUUGUUAUUGUAUCUUCAUCUUCAAGCAGGUGCUGUUCAAAUGUCCAGAAUUUCUUUGUUCCCCAAAUCACGUUUUAUCUCCUUUUUUUUUUUUUUUUUUUCUUUUAGUAUUCACGUGAUGAAAUGCUGGUGCAGAAGUUGUAAAUUUUUUUUUUUAUUAUUUUUUUUUUUUUUUCCUCAACGAAAUUUGAAGUGAAUGAAAAAGGCAAUAUUUUACUACUUUCAGUGUUUUCGGAAGGGGUGGACAAAUCCAUAGAGUCGCCAUCACGCCGAAAUGAAAACAGAAACCUUAGGGUGGGGAAAAAAAAGAAAAAGGCGUAAAAACAAACAAAAAAAACGUCUCUUGCGGUUUCCCUUUCCUUUGAAGUCACGUUUCAACUUUGAAUUGUGCAAUUAAAUUUUUUCGGACGUGUUUAACAGAAUGGAGAAUCGAAAAAAAAAAAUCGUCUCGAUUGCGUACACCGGAAUGAGGUUUUGUUUUCUCAAGAAGGAAAGGAAAAAGAAAAAUCCUCUGGCCGCCUUACAAAGCCGACUUCCAACAAACGAGUACGAAUUUCUUCCGAAAGGAAAAAAACUAACAGUUUAAUCAUCGGUUCGCGAUUUGUCCACCCCGACUCGUUUUGUAACGUCUACUUAAAUUUUUUAAUUUCUUUAUUUUAAUUUUUUUGUAAUUUCCCCGUAACACGGAAACGCAGGAUUGUGCCGGAGGGACGUUCGGAAAAGUGCAUUUUUGACUCCGCGUCGGUAGAUCGAUGGAACUGACUUAAGUGUUUGAGUUGUAAAUGUUUUCAAAUGAAAAAUAACAAAAGAAAGAAAUCCUCCAUUCACACACACACACACACACACACACACUAUCGAAUAAUCCUGGUGAAUGUUCAGCUCGGCGGGUGCUUUUUCUUUCGCAAGUUGCAAAAAAACAACAAACAAACGGCACUCGAGCCUAUCAGUAAAGAAUAGGACACUGAUUGUAAUUUUUUUUAUAUCUAUACCGAUUUCUACAUUUGCAUCUUUUUUGUGGAGGUUUUAUGUCUUAUAGUAAGACUUACUUGAAUUGUAUAUGCAGCGGUUUUCUCACAUUUUGCUCGGGAAACUACCUUUAUACCUGUACACGAAGCUGUUCGAGACGAGACUAGGCGUAGGUUUUGGAGACUAAUUUCAAACACAGAAGUCGAAUCAGUAUUUAAACUCGCCCGGAUGCAAUUCUACUCGUCUUUUUGUCUUUUCUUUUUUUUUUUUUUUUUUUUUACACAGACACACCGGAUAGGUUAUGUUCUCAAAAAACGCUCACCCAAGUGCGGCCCGGGUUCGGGAUCCCACCGCUGUUUGGGUUUAACAAAAUCUGGGAUGAGUUUUUAAUCCUCACGUUUCUUCACUUCCGUUCGUUCUGAUGGAGGUUCAGAGGAACGACAUUAUUUCUGUUUUGGAUUUCAACCUGAUUUGAGUUGAUUUUAUUAGGGGUUGUGAUUAGAUCUCUUCUCUCCCCCCCCCACACACACACACAUUUGUAAUUUUUGUUUUUCUUUUUACAUCAAUGUGACCUAAAGGUUGAAAAACAAUGUUGUAUUCAGCACUGUCUGAUUUUCUGAUUUUUCACACCCAUAACCUAAACGACUCAUGGGGAAGAUCUCCAAACUGCAGGGUUCUUUCCAUGAAGUGGGAUUUCUCGGUUUAGCAGGUUGUUGUUGUUGUUGUUGUUGUCCAGUCGGACUGUCCCUGACCGCUUCUCUUCCCCCUGACGGUCGAUCUCGCUUUAACCGAGAAAGCUCGCUUCCUGAAAUGACCCCGCCGCCCGGGGGGGUUCCCUUUUCGGGACGGCGUCAAAAACCGUAGAAGCACUUUACUGUACCACGUGGCUGAUUUCAGUUCACUCGAAAGCAAGACACGACUCUUGUUGCAGAUUUUUUCUAUUGUUUUCUAAUGAAAAGAAACAAUAAAAUGCUUUAAACCACAA